CCUCUCUCUCUCUCUCUCUUCCUCCGCCUCCGCUACUCCGAUUUCGAUCCUUCCAAUGUCGAGUUCCCCUCUCAAUCCCCACCUCCUCCAUCUAGGGUUUCGGCGACCCCUCCUAACCUCUCCUCCUACCUUCGCGAAGCGAUCCUCGAUCCCCUUCCUCACGCUAUGUCGUCCUGGAAUCUCCGGGCGAAGUCGCCAUUGGAGGCGCUUUUACACUCCGAUUCGUGCUAUGGAUGAGGAUUCAGUAGAUUUCUCAUCAUUCUUCGAAGAGGGUGAUGAGGUCGGUGGAUUGAAUGAUUAUUAUGUAAUGUCUUCGAGUGAGGAAGAGGAUAGCGAUGGUGUGAUCUUGAAUCCUAUCGGGGAUGUUGAAUUGCCGGCUAGCAAGAGCCAUUUGGAAGCUCCUGACGGUGCUUUCACUGUUGUGGCCCAUCGGUUUGCAAACAUCCAGAGAGGGCACAAAAGGAAUAGAACUCAACAAGGAGUCAUGAAUACUAUCUGCCUGAUUGCCUUCUUAAUGAUGAUUCUUUUGUUUGUGGAUGGAUAUUCGUGGAGGAUUAUUCGCCUACCUUUGCAACCUUUUUAUUUGACACACCCUUUCUCAAUAUCAGCAAUUCUAUCGGCAUUUGCUGGGUGUCUCUUCAUCCCAAUUGCUGAUUUCUUUAAAAUUCAUCGUAUUCGAAAUAAAGAAAGGCAUAUUGCACGGUCUUUUAAAAGGUCAAUCCCUACUAUGGGUGGGCUAUUUUUCAUUCCGAUCGGCAUUAUUGUUGCAAGAAGUGCAGCUGGUUUCAGUUCUACUGAAGUAAAUGGAGCAGCUGCCAUAACUCUUGCAUUUGCAGCAAUUGGGUUACUUCAUGACGUAUCGACUUUUAUCAGGAAUAAAAGUUAUGGAUUACCAGGAUGGAUUAGAUUCUUAAUGCAGAUCGCUGCUGGGACAUGUUUUUCAUCUUGGUUGCACUCGGCAAAUAUCUCAACACCAUACAGCAUGAAAUGGUUGGUUCCUCUUCCUCCGCCAUAUGGCCUUUUGUGUAUGGAAAAAUCAUAUCCUGUCCUGACGGUAGUAUGUUUUGUUGCUAUGGGGACUGGAGUAAACUUGACUGAUGGGCUUGAUGGGUUAGCUGGAGGGGUUGCUGCGGUAGCCUUUAUUGGUAUGGCAGUUGCUGCCCUCCCAAUAAGUCCAGAGCUUGCGAUUUUUGGAGCAUCAAUGUCAGGAGCCUCUGUUGGCUUUCUUCUUCACAACAGGUAUAAGGCUUCGAUAUAUAUGGGUGGCAUUGGAUCCUUAGCUCUGGGUGGAGCAAUUGCUGCAAUGUCUUCAUGCACAGGAAUGUUCAUUCCUGUGGUUAUCUCAUCCAGCUUUUUUAUUCUCGAACUGUUUUUAGUAAUAUUGCAGGUUCCUUUCAUGAUCUCCAUGAAACAACUUACUGGGAGAAGCAGAAUCAUCUUGAGAGUUGCCCCACUACAUUACCACCUCAAACUAUGGGGACUAAAGGAACCAUAUAUCGUGGCGAGUGCAUAUAUUGUAUCAGGUGUCUUGGCUUUAUUUGCUGGAUAUGUUGGCCUUAUUUCGGCAUAACCCUUAAAGCUCAAUCCGUUAUCCUUUCAGUGGUAAAAGCAAAAUCAUAGAUGAUCUCUGAAUUCCGAUAUUGUGAUGUAGUGCAAUUUUGGUCCGUAACCUUUCACCUAAGCAAAUAAGGCCCUGAACAUUUUCUUGCAGUAUCAUCCCUGGACUUGCUUUAAAAUUUAAAAGGAUGGAAAAACUAUAGUUUGAUAGUUUAUAUACUGUGCUUGCGGUAGGUGUUAUUGAUUUGGAACGGCAAAUGAACACAGAGAUGUGGGGAAUAGUCUCUUUAAGUGAAAGAGAUUGGGUACCAAAUUGUUAUUUAUGAGAUUCCCUAUCAAACCAUGCUAAGUGUGUAGAUGCUACUUCCUUAGCAGUUAAGUUAAUUGCUAAUUUACCGUGUAAAUAACACAUCUGGCUCGUGGAAUCUUGAGGGAAAUCCUUUGUUUAAAUUGUCUAAUAGGAGCAUUUUUAUGGAAUUAUCAUUUGUGAAGUUGUUGGAUA
Messenger RNA from Ananas comosus (pineapple), 2059 nucleotides. Its product is annotated as phospho-N-acetylmuramoyl-pentapeptide-transferase homolog. Gene Ontology annotation, biological process: cell wall macromolecule biosynthetic process; cell wall organization. The record is from RefSeq and is a predicted model, not a curated record. The transcript is spliced from 8 exons. The coding region runs from base 56 to 1570 and encodes 504 amino acids. NCBI's taxonomy places the organism in Eukaryota, Viridiplantae, Streptophyta, Magnoliopsida, Poales, Bromeliaceae. Gene Ontology annotation, cellular component: membrane. Gene Ontology annotation, molecular function: phospho-N-acetylmuramoyl-pentapeptide-transferase activity.